Episyrphus balteatus (marmalade hoverfly) is the source of this 2621-nucleotide messenger RNA. RefSeq names its product U3 small nucleolar RNA-associated protein 25 homolog. Bases 54 to 2513 code for a protein of 819 amino acids. Gene Ontology annotation, molecular function: U3 snoRNA binding; rRNA binding. Gene Ontology annotation, cellular component: small-subunit processome; nucleolus. The record is from RefSeq and is a predicted model, not a curated record. Lineage: Eukaryota; Metazoa; Arthropoda; Insecta; Diptera; Syrphidae. Gene Ontology annotation, biological process: maturation of SSU-rRNA from tricistronic rRNA transcript (SSU-rRNA, 5.8S rRNA, LSU-rRNA). The transcript has 3 exons.
UUUUAUUUUAAUAAAUUUCUUCUCCCAUUGAAUUUUAAAUUACUAGAAAAACAAUGCGUAAGCAAAGAAAAAACUAUUCUCGAAGCAAAGGCAAGAAGCCAAAUUUCAAUCAAAACAAAACUAUUUCAAAAAAUAACAAAACUCCAACCAACAAGAGAAGUAAAAAUUUCCGCUUCAUCCAAAGAAGCAAGGAAGCUGAAGAACAACAGAGACGGCAUAAAAUAAUUGAAGACAAAUAUAAAAAACAAACACUUGGAACGGCAGACGAUGACAGUGAUAAUGAUGUCGAGGAUGAAGUCGAGGAGGAAAACGCCUACGAAGCGCUACUUUCUACUUUGGACAAAAAUGGAAAAAAGAACAAACACAUCGAAAGCUCAUCCGACGAAGACGAAAACGUAUCAGAUGAAGAAAAUAAAAGUGAACUAGGAGGUGAAGAUGAUGGAGAUAGUCUUGAGGAAGAAGAUGAAGAACUGGGUGAAGAAGAAGAUUUUGAAUCCGAUAUCGAAAAUUCCGAAGUUGAUGAUGAAGAAGUUGAAGGCAAAGAUGAACUAGGAGAUGAAGAAUUCGAUGAACUUGAGGGAGAAGAUGAAGAACAAGAUGAUAAAGAAGAGGAAGAAGGUGAAGAAGAGGAAGAAGAAGCCGAAUUAGAUGAAGAAGUAACAAGUACCAAAUUCGUUCAACAAGGCAUAGUUGAUCCCUUUUCGGAACAUUUUGACUAUGAAUUAUCACCACAGCAUGUAGAAAACCUCUUGGCCAAACCAAGUCCAGUAACUAAAUCAGAACUUAAAUGGCCAAAAUUAGGUAGAAUACAAGUUGAAAUAUCACAAUCUGGUAAAGAAAAAAAUGACGAUCCCCCAGAAAAAAAGAAAAAAGUUCUUCUCGACGAAGAACACUAUGCCAGCGAAGGUACCCCACCUCAAAUACUCUCUCUUAAUGAAGAAGAAUUAGAAAAGCACGGCAUCAAACAACAAUUAUGUAAAAAUAUAGCACAAGCUAAUAAAAUGCAUAUUAACCCCGAUUCCGAUAAACUGCUGACAAAAAUGCAAAUAGAAAUACUUUCAGUUUUGUUAAAAUAUCAAGACUUGUCUCUACCUCAAAGGACGUUAGAAAAUGCUGAAGAGAUUCGUUUUGUAUAUUCUCUUCACUCUUUGAAUCAUAUGCUGAAGACUCGAGCAAAGAUCUUACAUCACAAUGCUAAACUUAAACUCGCCUCAGAAAGUAAAAAAUCUAAAACAACAAUUAUACCCGAAGCCUAUCAGGAUCAAGGUUUAGUUAGACCAAAGGUUUUAAUAAUAGUUCCAUUUCGAGAUGCGGCGUUUAGGGUAGUUAAUUAUUUUGUAGAGCUCCUUUAUGGUGAGAAAUCAGAAAAGGCAAAAACUGAUGGAACUGUUAUCAACUAUAAGCGGUUCAUGGACGAGUACACAGGAGACACCUUGUAUUUCCCAAAAACAAAUCCCAAGCCGGAGGAUUACGAAAAAACAUUCGCCGGCAAUACAGAUGACAAUUUCAAAAUCGGCAUUUCCCUUACCAAAAAGUGCAUCAAACUUUAUACUGAAUUCUAUUCAUCAGAUAUAUUGAUUGCUUCACCUCUGGGAUUGAGGAUGGUUGUUGGAGCUGCUGGAGAUGCAGAACGGGACUAUGAUUUCCUAACUUCCAUCGAAGUGCUGAUACUUGAUCAAGCAGAAUUAUUUUUAGCUCAAAAUUGGGAGCAUUUAUUGCACGUACUCGAUCAUAUGCACUUACAACCACAAUCGACCCGUAACACAGACUUUUCACGAGUUCGUCCUUGGUGUCUGAAUGGUCUCAGUCGAUUUUACAGGCAAACACUGUUGUGUACCUCGCACGAACUGCCUGAAUUUCGUUCGUUAUUUAGCAGUAAAUGCAGCAACUACCGAGGCAAAGUGCGAGUUGUUAAUCCCAUAGCUGAUGGUUCGAUUCGAAAUGUUUUUGUUCAGACACCACAGGUGUUUCACAAGAUCGACGUUGAUUCAAUUGAGAAUUCAUUUGAUAGACGAUUUGAUUAUUUUGUCAAAGAAAUCCUACCACAAUUCAAAAGUCCAUCAAUGGCUCAUUGUAUGAUCUAUGUACCGAGUUAUUUUGAUUAUGUUCGAUUGAGGAACUAUUUUAAAACAGAAACUGUAAAUUUUGUACAAAUUUGUGAGUACACAAAAGAUGCAAAGAUUGCUCGUGCAAGAGAUAUGUUCUUCCAUAGUGCAGCUCAUUUUCUACUUUAUUCAGAAAGAGCACAUUUUUUUAGACGGACACGAAUCAAGGGUAUUCGUCAUUUAAUCUUCUAUCAACCUCCAUGUUGGCCUAAUUUGUAUCCUGAACUAAUCAAUUUAAUGCAAGAGAGUUAUCAAAAUCCUCGAGAUGGGCUGGAAAAUUCUAUGAGUGUUACAAUUUUGUAUUCAAAAUACGAUAUGUUACAAAUUUCUGCGAUAAUUGGCACUGAUAGGGCUGCCAAGCUACUGCGGUCUAAUAAGACAACUCAAGUUUUUGUGGCUGGUGAUUAGAAGAUAAAAAUUAAAUUAUGAAAAAAAAAAUGAAGAUUUGUAAUAAAAGUAAGUGUUAUGUAUAUAUAUAUAUUAUGUUGUAAUGUAGUAAAUACUAAUUUUAUUAUA